AUGUCUGACAGGCCAGACAGGGUGCACGAUCAGGCUGCCAGCAGUAGCCGAGACAGCAUGACAUCUACCCCAUCGAUAUCAUCUUCAAAUGCACCUGCUACCGUACCCAUUCGUUUGCGAACCUCUCUGCCUGGCUGUUCCAUUCCUUAUGUGCCGUACAUGGUGCCUGUGACAUGGCGUCGCAGUCAGCUGUCGACCCUCGUGAACAAGGUGCUUGCUACCGCGCAAGGAGCGGGACAUGAAGAAGCAUCAUACAAGGCUGUACCCUUUGACUUUAUUGUCGAUGGCAGCUUGCUUCGUUGCUCUCUGGAUGAGUACCUCGAACAGCGCGGCCAGAGUGCUGAGACGACGCUGGAGCUUGAGUAUAUUCGAAGUACACUGCCCCCUGCAUUCAAGGAUGCUGCGCGCCAAGAUGAUUGGGUCUCGUCAGUGGACGCGAGACAUGCGCACCGUAUACUAACGGCGUCAUAUGAUGGCAUUGUGCGCAUCUUUGACAGCGAGUCGCUUGCGACUUCGCCACCCCAGUCGUACACGCCUGCAUAUGCCUCAAAUGUCUCGCUUACGAGUGCAAAGUGGCUUCGGAAUACAGCUGAUGCCAUUGUCACUGGCAGCAUGUCUGGCACGGUAGCUGUGUGGCGUGUGCCUGGCACAGAGACGAAGAGUGUGCCAGUGCUUCAAGCAGCUGAGCUCGAGCAUCACACGUCGCCAGUAUCGUCUAUCGACGUGGCUGUGGCCGCCACAAAUGCAUCUGCUGAGCGAGCGACAAUCGUGAGUGCUGGAUGGGAUGGGUCCAUUGCUUUGUGGGAUGUGCCGGCCGACGCUCGCUUCGAAACACAGGAAGAGACAGGUGGAGCACCAGGUAAAAAGCGGCGGAAACAGCAUGGGUCAGAUGCACGGCCUAUAUCGUCUGCGAUCAUAACGCCACCGCCGCUCAUGGUGCUGCACCACGUGACACCGUCGCUGGGCGCAACAGCGGCACGCGCACUAAACACGGCGCCCACGCCAGGGCCCAAUGCACGAACCAUUGCUGCGUUAGGUGAUGGUGAUCAGCGAAUAUGGAGUGCCGCUUGGGAUGGCACCGUCAAAUACUGGGAUGUGGUUGCCGGUGGCGGACUUGCGGGGCGAAAGCAGACCGACAAAGUGCCUCUUUGUUUGGACCCGUUGCAGUCUUUGUCUUUAUCGUCGUUCACGACGCCACAGCUUGUUUGCGGUCACAUGGAUCAUUCACUGGCUCUGUACGACUUCCGCGAUGCUGUGUCCAAUGCGGCGCUAGCUAUGUCAGGCGCCCAUGCGGCACCAGUAAGUGCUGUGAAAGUUCACCCAGUAUCGGCACAUCUGUUUGCCUCGGGUGCGUACGACGGCCGGAUCAAAGUGUGGGAUGUGCGCUCGCCAAAGCAAGCACUUUUUGCUCUCUCGGAGCCCGUGAGUACUUCGUCGAAGUCGUCGCACAUGGCUUCGUCCAAGCAACCACGCACAAAGGUGCUAGGCCUCGAUUGGACUCCAGAUGGCAACGCACUUGUAUCAGGGGGUGAAGAUUGUCGCGUCUGUCUAUAUCAGGGCCAAGCUAUUGGCAUCGAGCAUGUGUAG
Molecule: messenger RNA, 1587 nt
Organism: Malassezia globosa CBS 7966
Lineage: Eukaryota; Fungi; Basidiomycota; Malasseziomycetes; Malasseziales; Malasseziaceae
Exons: 1
Coding region: 1-1587 (528 amino acids)
Biological process (GO): ribosome biogenesis
Molecular function (GO): protein binding
Source: RefSeq, a predicted model, not a curated record